AUGAAAAUUCUAGGAAAGGUGAACGGAAAGAAAAUUACGGAAAAGUUGGACGGAAAGAAAAUUCCAGAAAGGCUGAAGAGAAAGAAAAUUCUAGAACGUUCUGUUAAGUGCCCACCCGCCUGCACAACAGGAACGAACGUCGCGAUAAUGUCGAAUGAACAAGAAAGAAAUCAAUUCGAAGUGAAAUUGAACCUGUCAAAUUUCCAUUCCAAUGAUUUACAAGUGAAUGUUCACGGUCGAGAGUUAAUCGUUUCUGGACACCAUGAUGAACGUGAAGAAGGAGGUAGCAUGAUUAAACGUCAUUUUGUUCGUACCUAUACGUUGCCGAGAAGUGCGAAAGAAGAGCAGUUAACAUCAGCAUUAAGUGCCGAUGGUAUCCUGAAAAUUACGGUUCCUACUAAUGGAGCUACCGAAUAUCGUAAAAUUCCCAUCAAAGUGGAUCCGAAUUGGAAAAUGCAUUCGAAUCCUUGCCAAGAGCUGAUACUUCGUGAACCGAUACCACUCUGGUGGUGGUGA
This is a messenger RNA of Brugia pahangi, 516 nucleotides long. NCBI's taxonomy places the organism in Eukaryota, Metazoa, Nematoda, Chromadorea, Rhabditida, Onchocercidae. The record is from the annotation of a GenBank genome assembly.